Ipomoea triloba (trilobed morning glory) is the source of this 1957-nucleotide messenger RNA. Its product is annotated as carboxyl-terminal-processing peptidase 1, chloroplastic. Gene Ontology annotation, molecular function: endopeptidase activity; protein binding; serine-type peptidase activity. The transcript is spliced from 13 exons. The record is from RefSeq and is a predicted model, not a curated record. NCBI's taxonomy places the organism in Eukaryota, Viridiplantae, Streptophyta, Magnoliopsida, Solanales, Convolvulaceae. Gene Ontology annotation, biological process: proteolysis. The coding region runs from base 48 to 1475 and encodes 475 amino acids.
CACAGUUACACAGUGGUAGCAAAAGAGAGUGUAAAAACGCGGUGGAGAUGAGAUUACCGCUCUGCAACAACCGUUUCCCGCCACUGAAUUCUCUUCCGCCACCGCCUUCGCCACCGUGCCGGCUAACUACUGUUUCUCUCCACAAAGCUUCAGUUCCUCAGAAAGCCUUCAUAACUACCGGCUUCUCCGUCGCACUCUCCUUAGGCCUUCUCAUUUCUCCGCCAUCGAUUGCUUCUGAGUUCUCCUCAGACCGAUCGUCCGCCGUUUCUCUGGUGCAGACGAAUGAGGAGGAGCAGCUUGAUUGCCGCGAAGACGAGCAGGAGCUGAGUGCGGCGGCGGCGGAGCAUGAAGUGGCGAGUAAUGAGGGGAUUGUGUCGGAGGUGUGGCAGAUUGUCAAUGAUAGCUUUCUCAAUACUAGCCGUCGCUCCUGGUCUCCUGAGAUUUGGCGUAGUAAGAAAGAGGACAUCUUGAGUACAUCAAUUCAGUCAAGACCAAGAGCUCAUGAUAUCAUUAGGAGGAUGUUGGCCAGCUUGGGUGAUCCUUAUACACGGUUUCUUUCUCCUGCAGAGUUCUCCAAGAUGGCGAGAUAUGAUAUGACUGGGAUUGGAAUAAAUCUUCGGGAGGUUCCAGGUGACAAUCAGGAUGUGAAACUGAAAGUCUUAGGGCUUCUCUUGGAUGGCCCUGCCCAUAGUGCUGGUGUCAGACAGGGUGAUGAACUAUUGUCUGUUAAUGGCAUGGAUGUUAAGGGAAAAUCUGCUUUUGAAGCAUCAUCGCUCAUACAGGGUCCCAGUGGAACAAUUGUUAACAUCAUGGUCAAGCAUGGCAAAUGUGGACCUGUGCAAUCCAUUGAUGUUGAAAGACAGUCUAUUGCUCGGACCCCAGUGUUUUAUCGGCUGGAGCAGAUUGAAAAUGGUUCUACUUUAGUUGGUUAUGUGCGCCUAAAAGAAUUCAAUGCAUUGGCCAGAAAGGAUUUAGUUACUGCAAUGAAGCGACUGCAAGGCAUGGGUGCCUCAUCUUUUGUUCUUGAUCUCCGAGAUAACCUUGGUGGAUUAGUACAGGCUGGUGUUGAAAUUGCCAAACUUUUUCUAAAUGAAGGGGAGACGAUAACUUACACUGUUGGAAGGGAUCCACAGUACACACGAAGUAUUGUUGCAGAAGCUCCACCUCUAAUUACUACCCCUGUUAUUAUUCUGGUGAAUAAAAAUACAGCAAGUGCCAGUGAAAUUGUUGCUACUGCACUUCAUGAUAACUGCCGAGCUGUCCUUGUUGGGGAACGGACUUAUGGAAAGGGCCUGAUUCAAUCUGUCUUCGAGCUUCAAGAUGGGUCGGGUGUAGUUGUUACUAUUGGGAAGUAUGUCACACCAAAUCACAUGGACAUUAACGGCAACGGUAUUGAGCCUGAUUUCAGGAAUCUCCCUGCUUGGAACGAAGUCUCCAAACACCUGUCUAAAUGUCACAAGCCAAAAGACGGAUAACACCAAGGUUUCGUGGUUCCCGAGCUCUUCCACUUCAGAUCAUUAUCCAUGUCUGGAUGGAUUUAUCGCUUGGACUUCCUUCAUUGGGUUCUUUAAUUCAACCCAAAAACAAUCGUUUACAGUGAAAAGGGACGAAGAUGCAAGCAGUUGAUUAAAGUUUACUAAACCAAAAAGCCAACUGGUCAUAUGGUGUGAUCCUUGCGUGUAAAGGUUCUGGUAGAAGAAAUCUGCCGAUUUGUCCUAGGAUAUUUUGUACAUAAAGUGAUACUUGCAGUAUAUUGAUGUCUAUACAGAAUCAGAUUAUAUUCUUCUGAGAUGCUUUUGGACUGAAAACCUAAGACUAGUAGAAAACAUGAAAUUCUUGGUAGGAUUUGUGGUCAGCCAAUGUAAAUACAUGUUCAUUUUCUUUCACACUGCGUUUCAUUUCUCUCUCGUGUAAUACACUAUUAGAUUUAACAAUCCAAACAUGCUUAGAUCUUUUA